CUAGCACUGGUGUCGUCAUCGAUUUUUGCGACAUCUUUUACUGACGUAUCUAUUCCCAGCAUUCACAAUUCACAUCAACGGGAUCGAAACCGUCGAAAAUCGUCUAUUAUUAUUUCAGUGAACUUUCACGUUGUUUGUGAUUGGUUUGCGUCCAAAGUAUGCACACUUGUUCGUCGUAUCUCUGAAAUCAAAAGGGAAAAAGCAGAGUCGGUGUGCAGCAGCUGGGGUCGUUGGCUGGGAGGAGGAGGGCGUAGCAUGUAAUGUGGCGUUGUCUGAGGGUCGGUCCUAGCGAGCAUGCCCGCCCCGAGCAACACGGGCAGCAGCAGUCCCAGCAACACAGGGGGCCCCAACAACUCAGCUGUGAACGAAGCCUGUGGCAUUCGCGAUGUUUGGGCCUCAAACUUAGAGGAGGAAUUCAAACGCAUCAUACAUGUUGUACAGAAGUACAGUUAUGUCGCCAUGGACACAGAGUUUCCUGGCGUGGUGGCACGUCCAAUCGGAGAGUUCCGCAGCACAGCCGAUUACCAGUACCAGCUGUUACGCUGCAAUGUCGACCUGCUCAAAAUCAUCCAGCUGGGUCUUACUUUCCUCGACGACCACGGCAACACACCACCAGGCCAUUCCACAUGGCAAUUCAACUUCAAGUUCAGUCUCACGGAGGACAUGUAUGCACAGGACUCUAUCGACCUCCUCACGAAUUCUGGUAUCCAGUUCAAGAAGCACGACGAGGAGGGCAUCGACCCCUACGAAUUUGCACAGCUCCUCAUGACAUCAGGGGUUGUCCUGUCAGAACAUGUCAAGUGGCUCUCCUUUCAUAGUGGUUAUGACUUUGGCUACAUGCUGAAGCUGUUGACAAAUCAGGAGCUCCCCUCGGAGGAGUCAGUGUUUUUCGAUCUGCUGCGUAUCUACUUCCCCACAAUUUAUGAUGUCAAGUACCUCAUGAAGAGCUGUAAAAACCUUAAAGGGGGCCUGCAGGAGGUCGCAGAACAGUUGGAGCUGGAAAGGAUUGGACCACAGCACCAGGCGGGAAGCGACAGCUUACUCACGGGUGCAGCCUUCUUCAAGAUGAGAGAAAUGUUCUUCGAAGAUAACAUAGACGAUGCCAAGUACUGCGGCCACUUGUACGGCCUGGGAACGUCGUACGUCAUGAACGGCAACACCGCGUACCACGAAGAGGCGGCACCCCCCACAGCGUCCAGCAUGUCCGCUGCUUCCUGACACCAGCCGUCCUGCGCCCCUCCGUCGUCACCAAAAGACAAACAGCAGACUGUAGACAGGAGUGGUCUCCUCACCACCCAAAACCUCCUAAAUGCGACCGCCACUCCGCGAAAAUUUUUUUCCUGGGCGACUUUGCUGCUCUUUGCAGCCCUUUUUUUAGUAACCCUGAACCUCAGAACUGCAACUGUAUGUAUAUACGUAUCUGUAUAUACGUAGGUAUUUUUGUGCGUUAUGUUUUGGGCACACAUGAUAUUGAAAGGUAACAGAAAAGAGAAUGAAAGAAAGAAAGAAGGAAAAAAAACAAGUAGAAAGCACAAAACGUUGGCUGCUUUUGUGAACUUUCUCCUCUCCCUGUCUUUGAAUCAUGCUUGUGUUGGAAUGAGACUUGAGAGACGUUAGCUUUGUCAGUUUCUAUCUGACCAUGUGGUGUAAUCAGGUGUAGGUUAUGGCAGUAUGUGCUUCUCUUGGCAUUGAAAGCUAUCACAUAUUACAAAAUCUCGCACUGUGGAAUGGGUUGAUAACGUUGAAGAGAAACCCCUCUUUUAACGAACGUUUUAGUUGCAAGAGGUUCUCAAAUGUGCCAUGUCCAAUCAACAUGCUCUUCUUUUAACUUGCUUUGCAUUUUCUUAACUAAUAACUUUUAAGACAUAUGUUAGGAUUGAUUAUGAGGGUUAAAAGAGGUGUUAAGUUUGCACGUAUGAGCUUAUAAUUGCCACCGACUUUGCUCAGGUUCACCUUUUACCAUUUUUAACAGGCAAGCACAUCUGGUAGUAGUAGUAGCAUGCGGUAUAAGUUUUAUCCACAGCAUAUAGUUUGAUCAUAGUAGUUACUCUGUAUGACAAACAAUAAAACUUGCUGUUUUCUACAGAACCAUGUUAGCAGACCUGCAACACGUUCUUUUUGCUCAGUAUAAUUCUAAUUCUCUAGCUCUCCUGUUCACUUUACCAACCUGCCAUACUGAGAGUAGUUUUGAAAAAUGUAAGUAUUGACCUCAAGUGAUCAUGCCUAUUUAGUAAGAUCAAAAGGAUAAAAAUUUCCAGCCAUCAGAUGCAGGGAUGGUUUCAGAAAUGUUUUGAACAGAAGGAAAAUGAUUGAAGGUAUAGGUGUUUGGGGUCAAAAGUUUGAGCCAGCGUUUCAGCUAUUUUAUGUUAGUAAAGCGAUGCCCACAAUUGCGACAUUUUUUACGGCUGUUGCUACUGUAUGUACUUCCUUUACAAAGGCCUGCUGUUGUGUGGGAUUGGUAGAUCUUUGUACACUACUUUUCUAUUGAGAUUGAGCUCGUGCUCCAUUUCAGCGCAUUUUUAUUUCAUGAAUGAAAAGCAUCAAAAUUUGACUUCAGUCAUGGAACACUGACACUAUGCUGACACUUUCAUUCCAAACAUCAAGUUGUGUAAUGUGUGUGUCUGUCUAUCAUGACCCAUUCAUGAGACAAUGCACUUUUUUUGUUUGUGCACAACUCUGCUUGAAUGCUAUAUCCCAUGUUGCUUUUAUAUGCUUUAGUUUCAGAUGCUAUGGUCUUGACCAUGAAAGGUUGUGAAGCCUGCAGCUUGUGUAAUGAAUCAUGGUUCGAUUGGGAGGUCAGCCUGUAUAAAAGCUCUUUAAAUGCACACGAUGCAUACAGGAAAUUUGUCUCCUACAGGCUGUGCACAUUUCGAAGACAGCUUCUUUGGAUCAAGCAGAACCUAAUUGGAUCUGCAUGAGUGCAGGCAACAUAUUCUCAAUACUAUGUCAAAUUGCUUUACAAAAAUGCAAAAAUAAAACAAAACGAAACAAAUAAAAACCCUGUCUGGUGGGAUCAUGGAACUUACCAUUCUGGAGGAAUAUAUAAGCUAUGCAUUUGGCUAUCAACACUGAUAUACCAAAGCAUGCACUCCAAUUAAUGAUUAUCUAGAGUAGAGUAUUAGCACCAAUGUGGAAAGUACUGCAAGGUAGGACCAGUAUCGGAAACACAAUAGCAACCCUCCUCCUGGAAGCAAAAGAGCGACACAUUGGGGACAUUGCUACACAUGUGAGUGCAGACCAGGCACUGCUAAGUGACAGAUUGGCACCGGCAGUUUGUGAUGCCAGUGCUAUGAAUCGUACGUGUGCAAAGUCUCCAGGUGCUGUCCUGGUGCAUGGCCCAAUCAUGAUGAUGUGCUGCAAACCUUAGCAUGCAUUCUGUAAAUGCAGCAGAGCUCCACGGUAUUGGGUUACAACGGGCAUCAACUCUUACAUUCUAACUACAGUUGUUUUGGUGUGGCAAUAAUUCUUCACACGACAACACAGAAAUAUCAACUUCUGCAUGUCUUUUCUCAAUGGUUUUGGGUGCGGCUUGUAACAAUAAAGAGGAGGCCUAUCUGUCUUCAUCAUGCUGUGUGACGUUUUCCCAAUGGCAGUGAUUCCAUGUUGUAAAUAAAAGGGCACACAUCCA
This is a messenger RNA of Ornithodoros turicata, 3628 nucleotides long. It is a transcript of the gene Pop2, whose product is annotated as CCR4-NOT transcription complex subunit 7-like. The coding region runs from base 295 to 1218 and encodes 307 amino acids. Gene Ontology annotation, molecular function: nucleic acid binding; poly(A)-specific ribonuclease activity. NCBI's taxonomy places the organism in Eukaryota, Metazoa, Arthropoda, Arachnida, Ixodida, Argasidae. The transcript has 7 exons. Gene Ontology annotation, cellular component: CCR4-NOT complex; P-body; CCR4-NOT core complex. The record is from RefSeq and is a predicted model, not a curated record.